ACUGGUGAGCCAAAUUAUGACUCUGACUUGCACGCGUUUGAUGUAGAAAUCUCUUGCUCCAUACAAGAUUUGGUUCGUGGUCCCUCAAUUUUGCCGAGUUUGAUUCCUUGAGAGUUACAAAAUUUCAGAACAAACAUGAUGAAUGCCAUCCGAAACCUUAUCAAUGCCCCGCUUUCUCCACCCAAUUUGGCUCAUAUGGUCACCAUACAAAACACUGAGUCUCAUGAAAAGGAGUCAAAGGAUGACUCUGGCGUCGAAUCGUAUGUUGAGGAUGACGUGGACAGUGGGUCUGAGGCCAUAAACAAAGAUGACAGGAGGUCUAACGCCGUGAAAAAAAAUGAAGGGUCUCCUACAGAAGAUGUUGUUGAUGCCUACAAGUGCGAUCCUACAUCCCAUGAAUUUUAUGCCUCGAUAAAUACCUUGGCGUGUGUAGACAAUGUCAACUACGAAGUUCUAGGAGAUGUAGACCACGUAGUAGAGAACUCAAUUUCGCUGGACACUUUCAAAUUGUUUGACAUUGUUGAUGUUGUCGAGUCUGAGUACCAAGUUUCAGAUGAGACAGUUCAAUAUAGGUUUUUCUCGUCUCAUAUUCUCUCUGCUACAUUGCAAUUGGCAAGGUUCAUGAAAAAAGGGUCACCGGGUGGACUCUUUUGGUUCAGCAUUCUUUCUCCAAUCUUAAAGCACGAGUGGGAGCCUCCACCUUGAGGACAAGGUGGAUUUUAAGGGGGUGGGAAUGAUACGGAUAGUUAAUUAGA
Messenger RNA from Cuscuta campestris, 755 nucleotides. Lineage: Eukaryota; Viridiplantae; Streptophyta; Magnoliopsida; Solanales; Convolvulaceae. The record is from the annotation of a GenBank genome assembly.